CGUUUUCUUGCUUUUAUCACCCUUUCUAAUCCAUAAUACAAAAAUAAUGACUAUCAGAACGGCUGGAUAUUCUAUUAAUGAGGACAUACAAUUAUGUCAAAUUUAUAUAGAAAUUUGUCAAAAUGUACAACAAAAGGGAGAUCAUUUUUGGGGGAGGGUGGAAGAAAGUUAUAAUAAUGCAAAGGAGGAUUCGUGGGAAUAUCGCAAUAAAAGAUCUGUCCAUUGUCGAAUUCAACUCAUUGAGAGAGCCAUUAGAAAAUUAAAUGGUUGUAUUACACAAGUGGAAAAUAUUCAGCAAGCAAAAAGUUUAUUCCGACAAGAUCCAAAUUAUAAGAAAGGCUUUAAAUUUGAUCAUGUAUGGGAAAUGAUGAAGGAUUUUGAAAAAUUUAAAGAUAAAAAAGUUCGAAAUCAAGGCUCUUUUUUUAUAUCAUCGGAGUCUGAGACUCCUGCUCCUGAUUCACCUAUAAUAUUAUCUCUUAAUUUAUCAACUUUUUCAUUACAUUUAAAUGAGGAUAUUACAGGUAAUUCUACAUUAUCACAACGACUUAGUGGGGUGAAAAAAGUCAAAAUGAAGAAAAAAGUUGAUGAUGGUUUUUUAUUUGCUUCAAAAAGUAUCGGAUUACAAAAUGAUCGGCUUGUUGAGAUGUUGGUAAAUGCAAAUUCAGAGAAGAAGUUAGACAGGGAGUUGAAAGAUAGAGCUUUAAAAUUAAAAGAAUAUAAAGAAGAAAAUAAAAUUAUAUUUAUGAAUUUGAAUGAUAUUGCUGACCCAAAUGUUUGUGAAUUUGUUCGGCAAGAACAAAUUCGAAUAAUGGAAAAAAGAAAUCAACAAUUUCAGCAGCCGCAACGAUAGAUAUAACAAUUUUUGGCUCCAUACAAUCCAUAUUUUAAUAAUAUU
Molecule: messenger RNA, 895 nt
Organism: Solanum dulcamara
Lineage: Eukaryota; Viridiplantae; Streptophyta; Magnoliopsida; Solanales; Solanaceae
Exons: 2
Coding region: 47-850 (267 amino acids)
Source: RefSeq, a predicted model, not a curated record